AUGAACCGCUUCCUUAUCACCAACUCAAACGCCACCGUUCAAGCAACACAUCCUCUCCACGCUUCGCCCGCCAUGACCAAGCACACCCCCGACUCCCUUCGCUCCCGCGUCUCUUCCCUCUCUCUCCGCCUCCAAGCAAUGGAGCACGCCGAAGCUCUCUCGCGCUCUCAAUCUCCCGCGCCCUCCAUGUCCGCCUCCACUACCACCACCCUCGCCCCCGGCCCGGCUUCGAAGCACUUCCUCCUCGCCGACAUGAACGGUCGCCCAGCCUCCCAGAACCCCGUCUGCGAGUCCUGCUGGAACACCCUCCGCUACAGCGAGGUCCGCCAAACCGUUCGCGCCGCCAACCCGGCCGCCUGCAAGCUCUGCGCCGUUGCCGCCAGUAAACCAGAGGCCUAUACCCAGCCCUUUGUCGACUUCCUGUCCGAGAACCCCACAAUCUUCCACGCCGUCUCCUACUUCAAGGACAAGCUCGCUGCUGCAGGAUUUACUGAGCUUCCCGCCCGCGAAAGCUGGGCCUCCAAGGUCCAGCCCGGAGGCAAAUACUGGACCACCCGCAAUGGUUCUGCCCUUAUCGCCUUCUCCGUCGGCGAGUCCUACAAGCCCGGCAACGGCGUCGCCAUGAUCGCCGGCCACAUUGACGCCCUCACCGCCAAGCUCAAGCCUGUCAGCUCCAAGCCCACCCGUGCCGGGUAUCACCAGCUCGGCGUCGCCCCUUACGCCGGCGCUCUCAACCAGACCUGGUGGGACCGCGACCUCUCCAUCGGUGGCCGUGUUAUCGUCCGCGAUCCCGAGACCAACAAGACGUCUACCAAGCUCGUCCGCCUCGACUGGCCCAUCGCCCGCAUCCCCACCCUCGCACCCCACUUCGGCGUCGGCAUGAUGGGCCAAAACAACCCGGAGACCCAGGCCGUCCCCAUCAUCGGCCUCGACUCUUCCGACCCGGACGCUGCCUCCGCCACCCCCGUCGAACCCCUCGGCCCCAAGGGCGCCUUCGUCAACACCCAGCCCCCCAAGCUCGUCAAGCUCGUCUCCAAGGAGCUUGGCCUCGCCUCCCCUACCGAAAUCGUAAACUGGGAACUCGAGCUCUACGACUCCCAGCCCGCGCAGACGGGUGGCCUCGAUCGCGAAUUUAUCUUUGGCGGCCGCAUCGACGACAAGGUUUGCUCCUGGGCCGCCCUCACCGGUCUCCUCGCGGCCGACUCGGACCCUAAGGAUGGCAUAAUCAAGCUCGUGGCUCUCUUUGACGACGAGGAAAUCGGAUCCCUCCUCCGCCAGGGCGCCCGAGGCAACUUCCUCCCUCUCACAAUCGAGCGCGCUGUUGAGGCCCUGAGCGAACACGCCGACGUUGCUUUUGGAUCAAAUGUUAUCGGCCAGACCUUUGCCUCCUCCUUCCUCUUGUCCGCGGACGUGACCCACGCAGGAAACCCCAACUUCCUGGGCCUGUACCUGGACGAGCACAUCCCCAAGCUCAACGUUGGUAUCGCCAUCUGCGGCGACAGCAACGGCCACAUGACCACCGACGCCGUCUCCACGGCCAUCCUCCAGCGUGUUGGCGAGCUGAGCGGGUCCGCGACGCAGACGUUCCAGAUCCGCAACGAUACCCGCAGCGGCGGCACUGUUGGACCCAUGCUCAGCUCCGCCAUGGGUGUAAGGGCUGCCGAUGCGGGAUUGCCGCAGUUGAGUAUGCACUCCAUCCGCGCCACGACCGGUGCGUUGGACCCUGGUUUGGGCGUCAAGUUCUUCAAGGGGUUCUUGGAUCUCUUUGAAAAGGUUGAUGCGGAGUGGCAGUAG
Molecule: messenger RNA, 1794 nt
Organism: Colletotrichum abscissum
Lineage: Eukaryota; Fungi; Ascomycota; Sordariomycetes; Glomerellales; Glomerellaceae
Product: aminopeptidase I zinc metalloprotease
Exons: 1
Coding region: 1-1794 (597 amino acids)
Biological process (GO): proteolysis
Cellular component (GO): fungal-type vacuole
Molecular function (GO): zinc ion binding; metalloaminopeptidase activity
Source: RefSeq, a predicted model, not a curated record